AAUUUGGUAUCUUUUUAUUGCAGAAAAUCGAACGGUACCAUGUUCGCUGUGAAACGUGUUCUUGUUCCUGUUUCUCUGCAACAGUGGCGUCAUUUCAGAUCAAGUGUAGUGAAAUCCGUUCGAGAAAAUGGGACCGAAGAUUCCAGUGAAUGGGCUGUUAAAAACAAGGUGUUCACUGCUGCGUUGACUUACGUGCCUACGGAUGGAUGGUCGAGAGAGGCAAUUGUAAAAGGUGCCAGAAGUAUUGGUCUUCCUAGUGUGGCGCAUGGUCUUUUCAGCGACGGUGCAGUGGAUUUGGUUGCCUUCUUUUACCUGAAAUGUAACGAAGACCUCACGAAAUGGAUGGAACAGGAACUUGAAAGAUCUCCAGAAUCGCCCCAGAUUCAACGUUCGAAAACUAAUUUGAUUCGGGACUCCGUCAAGCACCGCCUGGAAAUGAUUUUGCCCGUAGAAGCGCAGUGGCCGCAAGCCAUGAGCCUCUUAGCUUUGAAUCCGCGCACAGGAUUGUUUGUUCUAUCCGAUUUGAUGGACGAUAUUUGGCAUGUUGCUGGAGAUGACAGAUCCCACGAUGUAUGUCCGAAUUUGAAUUGGUAUAGCAAGCGGUUGGGGCUGACUGCACUCUACAAGUCGACUGAGAUCUUCAUGCUUCAAGAUAUUUCCCCCGAUAAAUCCAACACUUGGGAGUUUUUGGAUCGGCGCAUUGAGAACUUAUUUGCCAUGACAAAUUUUGCCAAGAAUGCUGAAGUGGCACUAGCUUUUAGUGCAAAAGCUACGACAGGUUUAGCACUAAGUGUGAAAAACAUGCUUGGACUUAACCAUUGGAUGCGAUGACAAAGCAAGGAAGGUUGCCAUUCGAAUUUUGAUGCUGAAUGUGAUUUGUUCAUUUGGUGCAGCUUGCGAAGAUUUUGUUGUUGUGCAAUGCAGUUUCUUUUUGCUUCUGUCAAA
Notodromas monacha is the source of this 945-nucleotide messenger RNA. Lineage: Eukaryota; Metazoa; Arthropoda; Ostracoda; Podocopida; Cyprididae. The record is from the annotation of a GenBank genome assembly.